Messenger RNA from Daphnia magna, 817 nucleotides. RefSeq lists its product as uncharacterized. Lineage: Eukaryota; Metazoa; Arthropoda; Branchiopoda; Diplostraca; Daphniidae. The transcript has 3 exons. The record is from RefSeq and is a predicted model, not a curated record. The coding region runs from base 223 to 585 and encodes 120 amino acids.
AAUCAAAUAAUCAACUGCCUUGAUUGCAGUGAAAAACACUGUGGAAAAUGUGACGAAAAAAUCCACCUGCGGAUUCCAUUUCAUCAAAGAUCAUUUUAUUCUAAUACUCGGCCUGGAAAACAAUUGCUUCCGACUGAGUUUGUGGAUCAUCAGGGGCAGAUUGUAGUAAAGAGCGUUUUUAUCCCGUUGUGUUCCCCAAAAUGCGACAAAUGCGAUACACACAUGUCACAAAUUGCUAGGUACCCGUUUCACGCUGUCGUCACGCCAAAAGGGAGAUUCGAUUUAAAUAGAAAUAUUUUUCACUGUGAUAACUGUUCGACUAAUCGAGAAGCGGAUUUCACAGACUUUAUUACUUCUGGAUACUUCCCUGGCUCUCCUGUAUCUACAAAAUAUCUUUUUUCAUUCGAUUUAUUGCGUUUGUGGCGUCAUUUAAAAUACUUGACGCCAGGUACCUCUGAAUAUAAGUUUUUGGAAACAAUUAUGGCGAUAUCUGCUGAUUUAGGAAGACGUGGAACAAUUAACAAAAAGUUGUUUAAUAAAGCGAGCAAGCUUUACGAAUACUUCAAUUCCCUGUUGGACGAGUAAAAGGAAAGAGAAAAACUAUUUGCAGAGCCUGUACCGAUAAAUUUGGUAAACCGUGCCCGCUUGGUUUGCAUUGUGACGGGCGAUUGACGAACGGACGAUUGACGGACGGACGAUUGACUUAAUGCCUUUCCAGUGUUAAGUUAUUAACGAAAUACUAAAUAGCACCAGGUUGGGUCAUUUUGGACACACAGUUUUGGGGUCAUAUCGGACAACUUCGAUAUUGGAGUGGGAG